AAUUGAAUUGGAGCGCUUCCAUGUUGGGAUAUGUUGUUAGUUAGCAUCGGUUGUGGAGAGUAAUUUGUCAAGGCGCUUGAUACAGUGAUGGACUCGAACAAUCUUCUAUCUCUAGAAUAUACGUUCAGUAGUUCCCUGGUUAGUCUGAGACGGUCAGUCUCAAGAGAGAUUUCCGCUUCUGUUUCAAAAAUACGACGGCAGUUCCUAUGUGUUCAGAGCGAAUUUAAUAAUGAGAUUUCUCGCUUACGUGAACAAAAUAAAGCUCUCGUUCGAACUUUGCAGCAGAUGGAGGAAAUGAUAAAAGGAAAAGAAAUUGAAAUAUAUGGGUUACGCCAUCAAUUGCAAAGCUUCUCGGCUGGGCGAGGUGUGUGUUCUAAUUGCUCUGGAGAUUCUAUCCAAGCUAGAAACACUUUAGUAAGAAACACUGUCUUUAACUCAACCAACAAACGCCCGCUUACGACAAUUUCAUCGUCGAUAUCAGAUGGUCUGUCGGAAUCCAGUUUAAAUAGUCAUAUUCAUCAGCCCAUAAAAAAACGUCCAUAUGUGCCGGCGAACGAUGUUGAAAGCGCCGAUGUAGAAAACAUUAACAACAUAACACCAAAAGGUGUUCGCAAAUCCCCUUCUGGAGCACCUGAUGAGAGUCAAUGUGAAGACGAAGUAUCCAAAAGCGAAUCUACAACACUAACUAACAGCGUUUUCCCUGUCGGUUCCCUUAGCCCACCAUCACAAAUUUAUGAUGCUUCCUUAGCAGUAAAAAAUGCAAUUAAUCACAACGAUCUGGCUGAUUACGAUGCUACUUACAGGGAUUCUUCUAUGUUGGAUAUGUCAGGUGCAAAUAAUAGAGGGAACAUGUUAGAGUCUCCAGGUACUAACCGGACGGGACCUAUUGGCGCAGAAUUUAUUCCAGGUAUUAGAAACCCUAACAAGUUAAUAUCAGCGAACGGCCCUGACCAGGUUCAGGUUGUUUGUCAUCGACCAAAACGUACACAUCGACCAUCUUGUCGUUACUUUCAUCGUACAUUUUCCAGUAAAGAAAACAAGCAAGAAAAACAGAAAUCUGAUGAUACUGGUGAUGACAUAAGUCUGCCUUCUGGUUUUCUCGAAUCCGAAACAUCAGUUCAUUUACCACCAAAAUCCAUUACUAGCGAUGAAUCAACAAAGCACAAACGUAAUAAAGCAAAAUCUCACUUCCCAUCUAUUGGUGGUUCACCGACCCGUGAUGAGUCAAACUUCAAGUUUCCACUUCCUCCACAACGUACAACCUUGGUUGCAAAAAAACCACUUUCUGUUGCAAAUAGCGUUGGUGUAAUGCCUACUAAAAAAUCUCAUGGAAAAUCAGUCAAUCGAACAUCACCAUCAACACCAGAUGGUUUUUGGGAUAUUGACCUAGAACAACAUGACAAGGGAAAGGAGAAUGUUCCGGUUACAAAUACGACUGAUACUGAAGUGAAUAUUCGACACUCUUCCCGCCGCCGUCGACCUUUAAGCUUUCCCUCAGUUGAAAUAUCUCCCACACCAAUUGAAUAAGAUUUACAUGUAAUUGUUUCCCACUGUUGUUUUUAUCGACUUUUUAUCAUUUGAUUAACAAACCCGGUAAUCGUAUAUUCGUAACUUGUUUUUUUACACAUUUCUACAAAAUAAAUUAUCUACAUUUUUAUUUUUGUUACCUGUUAUUCUGGUGAUUUUCUUUAAUUAUCAACUCAUUGUUCAAUCUUUUGUAUUUAAGUUUAUCUCUUUAUUCACGUAUUAGCGUCUUAUCCAAUCCUGGGCUAUCCUGUUCAAUAAUGAAAUACCUCCAUUUUUAAAAAUCUCAAACAUCUCCCGAUAAAAUAUUAUUCGAGGAACUCUAAGUGAACCAACCAAACGACUGGAUCUGAACGUUCAUAACUGUCCUAUUGGUAUUAUUAUCCUCAAUGAUCCAAAUUGUUUUAACUAGAUGAAAAUUUUUAUUUGUAUAAUCAGACAGACAUCCAAGCAAUACAGUGACUGAAUGAACUAAGAAUAUACAUUGAGUGAUGUGUAUUAAAAUCACAUCAAAUGUCUCGCAUAUAUAUGUCAGUGAGCUAAUCCUUUGAGAUAAUCCAAAGUCUAUUCAGAGACAUAAAUGUACACUGAUAGAAGUUUAGAAUUAUCCACGUACUUACUCCUUUUACCUCUCAUAGAACAUAGACCACUGGCCAGGAUUCUCCAACUAACUAUGUUCUAGGCUCUUCUUCCAUUUGUUUUCAAGUGCUAUUCCAUUCACUUUAUGUCUGCUUUUGAUUGGCCCUGACAGGUUUACUCCUGAGAUUUUUAAGGAUGGUGGUCCAGUAUUAACAAUGAGAUUAACCGAGGUCUUAGGUAGAAUUUGGGAACUGGACGUAAUCCCAUCUGACUAGUCUCAAUCACUGAUUGUGCCAGUUUAUAAGAAAGGACAAAAGUCCUCUUGUGACAAUCACAGAAGAAUCAGUUUGACUAAUAUAGUGUCUAAAAUAUUAGCCUCAAUAAUACUUCGACGCCUAAUCAAAGCUCGUGAAGAGCAGACUAGAGAAAAACAGGCUGGUAUUCGACCUGGAAGUGGUUUUAUAGAUCAGAUAUUCACACUACGUCAGGUCCUAGAACAUAGACACACAUUCAGACGCCCCACAAUGGUAGUAUUUCUCGACCUUAAGGCGGCAUUCGACUCUGUUGAUCGUGAGGUUCUAUGGCAGUGUUUGUCACUGAAAGAGGUACCAAAAAAGUACAUUAACCUUAUAAAGGCUCUCUACUCGAACACAACUGGUCGAGUGAGAGCUUAUGGCGAACUGUCAUCAGAAUUGAUUACCUCAAGUGGUGUUCGUCAGGGCUGUCCACUCUCCCCAUUCUUGUUCAACUUUGUCAUCGACGUACUUUUAGAGAUAACACUCUCCUCAUCUAAAUUUCCAGGGGUUGAACUUCUACCGGGAGGUUCACUUGUUGACUUAGAAUAUGCAGAUGACAUAGUUCUGUUUGGUGAAGACGCUGACAAAAUGCAGAGUCUUCUGACGACUCUAAGCAACAAUGCAAGCAUGUUCGGGAUGCGAUUCUCUCCCUCGAAAUGCAAAAUGUUGCUUCAGGAUUGGGUUACAUCGACACCCGAACUAGUGAUAGUGAGUGAAGUAGUUGAGUAUGUCGACCGCUUCACUUAUCUUAGAAGUCUCAUCAGCCCUUGUGGUCUGGUUUGUGACGAAAUCUCAGCACGGAUACAGAAGGCUCGACUAGCUUUUGCCAACUUGCGUCAUUUAUGGCGUAGGCGAGAUAUCCGUCUAUCAACCAAAGGACGUGUUUACUGCGCAGCAGUUCGUUCCGUCCUACUUUAUGGCAGUGAAACAUGGCCGGUAAGAGUAGAGGAUAUUCGUAGGUUACUAGUAUUUGAUCAUAGGUGUCUUCGAAAUAUUGCUCGUAUAUCCUGGGACCACCGAGUAAGUAACGCAGUUGUUAGGAAACGGGUACUAGGUAAGGAUAGCAAAUCAAUUGAUGAAGUAGUGAAACUUCAUCAGUUGAGAUGGCUUGGACAUGUAUUACGUAUGUUCGGUCACCAACUGCCUCGACGUGCGAUGUUCAGUGGUAUAGGAGUAGGUUGGAAGAAAGCUAUGAGUGGCCAGACCAAAACAUGGCACAAAUCCAUGAAGUCACUGACAAGCGGGCUGAGUCAUAUUGGUAGGUGUAGACUACCUGGUUGGGGACCGCGAGAUAAUAGCAACCGAUGGUUAGAGACCCUGAAUGACAUGGCUCAAAAUCGUUUGCAAUGGCGCAGUUUCAUCCACUCUUUGUGUUCUCCCAAAUUCUAAUCUUCUGAAUUCUUCAUGUCCCUUUUUUCCUCUUUCCAAAUUUAUUUCACUGGAUUAUACUCUUUAAAUAACACCUCCAAACCCUAAUCUUCCCGAUUACUGCUUCUACUCUUAUUACCUCUACCACUACGGGAUUUGAAUCGACAACUGCAUCUCUGUGCUAAGGUGGUGUGGCAACUCGAACUGAUGUACGUACGUACGAUGUUCUACGUUGUUACUGACUGACUGAUUGCUUUUGAUUCUCGGCGUGAUGUGUUCUUUGAUCUGCCUCAUUUACUCUUGUCUUCAAGAUCCCCAGUUAGGGCUUGUCUCAUAAUACAGUUUGAUUUCCUCAGUAUAUUUCCUAUCACCAUCGAGCAUCUUUUCCCGAUUGGCCAUACUGAUUUCUUCGAUCGUUGGUAGAGUUGCAGGCAUGGUAAGGUCUGUAUGUGCUACUUCAAUGUCCAAUAGAUUUGGGCCAUCCUGGAGAUCUUCAAAGUAUUCUACUCACCUGUUCCUCUGUUCUUGAAUCUCAGUGAUUGGCUUGCUUUUUUCCUUGACUGGUCGCCCCAGUUUACUGUAUUUCCCUGCUAGUUUCUUUGUUGUUUCAUAUUUACUUCUCUUGCAAACUUUUCAUCUGUCAUUGCUAGGUUUUACACGUAUUUCUACUUACGGGCUCUAAUGCUUCUCUUCAUUCACUUGUUUGCUUCUGUGUAUUUGGUUUGCACCUUGACUUUCACUACUCUUGUUUGACUAUUGUUAACUGCUGUCUUGUUCUUCCUUUCUUGAAUUCUGCCCAGGGUUUCAAUAGAUUCAUUCUGUAUGAUUGUGUUUCAUGAGACCCAGUCUUAUCAGCCCUAUUGAAGUUAAUGUUUUCUUCAUGUGUGUCCAUUUGUCCUCCAUAAUAGUUCUCCCUUUGAGUAGAUCUUGUAGAGCUCGAAACUUAUUACAGAGAGCGAUCUUGAAUUAGAUAAGUUUGUCAGUAUCUCGAAGUCUGUAUUGAACGUUUGUAAUACUAUUUACCAAGUUAUCCAGUUCUUUAACUGAGCGUUCAGCUUGUGCAUCAUCACGUGGUGAUCUUAAGCAAUAUCAUUCCUGUUAUCCCAUAGUGUCUUUGCCUUUCAUGAACCUUAAGAUCUUUUAUUGAUUCAAAUACGAUCGAUUCGUUUCUUUGUAACGUGAGACCUAUGUGGCUUUAUGUAUGCUGUGGGGAAAUAUCGUGCCACUAAUAGACAUUUUGUUGAUGGCACAUGAAUUUGACAAUCUCGCCAUUCUCGUUUCUUUCUCCAUGUUUCAUAUCUUCCUAAUCGAUGUUGUCAAUUCCGAAUUCGGAGUUUAGGUCGACUACCAGGAUAGUCGUGUCAUUUUCCCGGGCGCUUCUCCACGACCGACUGCAGCUUCGUAAGACUGAUCUUUACCGUCUUCGUUGCUAUCAUUGAAUGCUUUGAUUCUGGAUUCCCAUACCGUAAAUGCAUUCCGUGUUUCUUUGGAUAUAAUCAGUGCAACUCGUUUAUAUAAAGCACUUUCUCCAUAAUCAGAGUACAACAAUUCCUCCCAAAUCUAACCGUUUCUGUCCAGCUUGGGUCCAAUGAGUUUAACUUAUUCCAAGAACCACCGAGUAUCUCAUUUCUGCAGGAAGUUGUUCCUUCCGGUCUCACAUUCUCCAGUCAUUACGUGAACUUAUUCUAAUUGUUGCUCUGUUUGUUAGAGGAGGGCAUCAGCCUCGCAACUUCCGAAUAAUAUCGGCUUUCAUCAUGAGGCAUCAUAAUUCUUCUGAACAAAGAUCCUUUAACUCUCAAGGCAGUGUUUGGACGGUUUGAUUGGUUUUUUCCUGGUAAGUAUCUUUUAGCAAGAGUGUUCCCUACAGGAUUAGUUUCCUGACCCUUUACCCGACCCUACUUUACCCGAGAUUGGGACCAGCAGUAAUCCUAAAAGGGCUACAGUCUGAGUAUAAAUUAGCUUUAUUACCAAGUACUAAUAACUAGGAUGGAACUGAAAUUUCUUCAACAGUCACAUAAUUGUCUGCUAUGCUAAACAGAUGAUUAUAAGUUUAAGUUGUCAUAUACGGAGAUUUCUUGUCAUUUAAAAACUAAAACAGUGCGAGUAUUUACAGGUUUUGGUAUAGUUGAACUUGAUGGAAAAUGUUAAAUCAAAUCAAC
Schistosoma intercalatum is the source of this 5926-nucleotide messenger RNA. The record is from the annotation of a GenBank genome assembly. NCBI's taxonomy places the organism in Eukaryota, Metazoa, Platyhelminthes, Trematoda, Strigeidida, Schistosomatidae.